AUGACAGUGCAGAGGUCCAAAAGCAGAAGCUCAAACAAACACCCAAAAUUUGAGAAGCGCUGCCAAGAAGCGCUGCCGGAAAAUGAACUAGCCAACCCGCCGCGGGCAAAAGCAGCUCGGGAGGUGCUUCCCGAGCUUUUCCCUGCUUCCCGCAUUGGCUGGCCGCCGCCGCUGACUUUCGCCGCCGCCGACCGCGCCGUUUCCGGCCGCCGCGUGCAAGGGAGCCCCGCCGCCGCUGACUUUCCCCGCCCCUACCGCGCCAAGAUCUUCCGCCGUCCCGGAUUCGACGGGGAGCAGCACGGGGCGCGGUCGAUCCCGGCGGCCGCCGGAUACGGGAGCGCUCGAAGGCACCGCCUCGCCCACGCUUCCCCGCCCCCGCCGCCGGCUCCCGGCCCCGCCGCCAACGCCUGCCCCGCCGCCAAAGCCCCCGUCGCCCGCUCCCGGCCCGCCGCGGCGCCUGCCUCGCCGCCAACGCCCCCCUCAACAGCUACAGCUGCUUCUCAAAAGCUGCAGCCCAAACAAACAGACCCUGAGAGUGCAACUCCAUAA
This is a messenger RNA of Lolium perenne, 549 nucleotides long. The record is from RefSeq and is a predicted model, not a curated record. Lineage: Eukaryota; Viridiplantae; Streptophyta; Magnoliopsida; Poales; Poaceae.